UGACCGUCUGAAGGAACAUUUACUUAAUUUGGUAUAUGUAAUAAAUUAUCAUAGAAAAGCUCAUUCCUGAUGUUGUUUUGUAGUGGGUUGUACCCACUGUUCAGGUCUGGGGCAAGUGAUCUGUGUGGUGCUUGUAUCCAUAUUCAAGUCUCCCUUAACUUGAGUUCUGAUGAUGACUUUGACCAUCAGUGUGACUUGGAAGGGCAAUUAAGUUCACAUGAAUCUGUCAGUGGUAGUUCUUCAGUUGAGGAUAAUGUGCAAGACAUCAGAUCAAUGAUUUCCACUCAGGAUCACACUUUGCCUGUUAAAUCAACACAGCAUGAAACAAACAAACAGCUGCCAGUCACUGAAGCUGAGGACAACACAUUCAUGGCACAUGUAAUUAUUGAACAAGCACUUCACCUUCCUACAGUUCCAGGAGACAAUGAUGCAAGAUUACUGCCCAAUGUGUAUGUUUCUUAUCAAACACUUGCCUCCUUACCCCUGGCAUCUACACCAGUUGUCAAGUCUUCAUGUAAUCCGAAAUGGGAAUAUCAGAAGCUGGAGAGGAUCAGUUACACUUCACUUAAAUCACAGGAUCUUGUCUUCAAGGUGUGGCAUACCCCCGAAACACACAAAAAAGGUGAACCCACUGAAACACCAGAGUCUGCUGGAAGAAGGGUAGACAGCUUUGCCAUUGAGCACCGUAUUAUUGGAUCUGUGUCGUUUGAUUUGUCACCACUGUUGGCAGGUAUGAGGCAAUUAAUUGGCUGGUACAAUGUGACUGAUUUCAAUGGAGACUGCCAAGGACAGAUCAAGGUAACAUGAGUUAAUCAUGAUUUUGCUGUCGAGAACUUUUGUACGCUUAAUUUUGUCCUGUUGGUAAUACAAUGUUACUGUCAAUCUUAUAAAACUGUGGACACCUAAAAGAUGUCUGGGUUGUUUAUUGUGUUAUGACCAAUCACAAGCAAGAUCUUCAGACCAUAGAAACUACAGAAAAUGGAUGGGUUUCCAUCUGAUUUUUGGUUUUCGCUUUGUCCUAAGAUAUACCCUCAAUCUUUAUAUACUAGCUGUGACUUCAUACCGAGAGCCACAUCCAGUAGAUGGUUUGAGAGAUUUUGACACACUGAAUUGACUAGCUGACGGACGUGACCACUUCUCAGGCAAACAACGGUCAGUUUGACAUGGCUACAAAUAGGAAUUGUAGAAAAUAUAAAAUUAUGGCAGUUUUGCCAUGCAUGGUUACAUAACCUUGCUAUCAUCUUUGCUUAUACUAGUGACUCAAUUUAUUUUUGCA
This is a messenger RNA of Orbicella faveolata, 1276 nucleotides long. Its product is annotated as C2 domain-containing protein 3-like. Lineage: Eukaryota; Metazoa; Cnidaria; Anthozoa; Scleractinia; Merulinidae. Gene Ontology annotation, cellular component: centriole; centriolar satellite; microtubule organizing center. The record is from RefSeq and is a predicted model, not a curated record. Gene Ontology annotation, biological process: centriole elongation; protein localization to centrosome; cilium assembly.